Caenorhabditis remanei is the source of this 975-nucleotide messenger RNA. RefSeq lists its product as uncharacterized. The record is from RefSeq and is a predicted model, not a curated record. The transcript is spliced from 6 exons. Lineage: Eukaryota; Metazoa; Nematoda; Chromadorea; Rhabditida; Rhabditidae. The coding region runs from base 1 to 975 and encodes 324 amino acids.
AUGAUGAGUCUACCGGAUGAAUCUGAAAUAUCGCUGAGUGGACGAACUGCCCAAACGGAUUGGAUUAUUGGAAUUGCAAUUAUGAUAGUUUCUCUAUCUUGUGCUGUAGCUUAUUAUCUCAUUUUAUCUACUAUUUACAAAGACAAGGAGUUAUUCCGAAUGGCUAGUUAUAAAUUCAUGUUUUUCCUUGGAGUUUUCGAUGUUUGUCAGUGUUUUCCGCACUUUGUCACUGGAAUUUUUACAGUGAAUCAAUCGGUUUUCCAUCCAUUACUUGCCAAGGCAAUGGGUGUAAUUGCAACUCCAUGUUAUGUCACUUUCACAUUAUUAACUAUUUUUCUGUCGUUUAAUAGAUUCAUCCAAUUGUCAUCAUCCAACCUGGAAAUGUUCUUUUUUGGAGGAAAACGAUGGAUGAUUUGGAUAGCCAUAGCAUGUUCCAUUUGGAUACUUUUCGUAUCUGCUCUAUCAUCUCCCUGGGCAACAAUUAGAUAUAUUCCUGACUGGUAUUCAUGGGGUUAUGACACGGAUUUACCAUUUUCAAAAUACGUUCAAAAAGUGGAAAUGUGUAUAGAAAUUGGAGGAAUAUUUGUUUCUGCGUUCUUCUAUCUUUUAAUUAUUCACAAAUUAUUGAAAACCAAGAAGCAAUAUUUGAUCUCUAAAAGUUACAACGCAGAGAUUAAAGUAUUGAUUCAAGCGACUGUUAUUACAGUUUAUUGUACAGUUUUGAAUGUAUUAUGGCACAAUUAUACGUGGAUACUCCCACCACAUCUCUGGAGUUACACAGCUCUUAAUUUUAUGUGGAUUUGUAAUAGUGCAGUACAUCCGAUUAUUUACUUCAUUGUCAACAAAGCGAUUCGACACAAAAUUGGAACAAAACGAUCUGGAACUGCUCUCGGAGCUGUUUCAGUAUUUGAACCGAAACGGAGAAUGGAAAAAGCGACACAUACAGAUCAUACCCUUGUCUCUGUUAAGUUUUGA